This is a messenger RNA of Toxorhynchites rutilus septentrionalis, 1055 nucleotides long. RefSeq names its product NADH-quinone oxidoreductase subunit B 2-like. Gene Ontology annotation, biological process: electron transport coupled proton transport; aerobic respiration; mitochondrial respiratory chain complex I assembly. Gene Ontology annotation, molecular function: NADH dehydrogenase (ubiquinone) activity; 4 iron, 4 sulfur cluster binding; quinone binding. The transcript has 2 exons. The record is from RefSeq and is a predicted model, not a curated record. Lineage: Eukaryota; Metazoa; Arthropoda; Insecta; Diptera; Culicidae. Bases 122 to 766 code for a protein of 214 amino acids.
CAAUUGUACAUAUUUAGUGUUUUGACGCUUUUGACGUAUUAAAUUUUUGACGUUUUCGUCUUAUAUAAACCGACAACAGCAUAGAGGAAUAAAUCAUUUUGCAAAAUAUACCGUUGCAGCAAUGAUUCGAUCUGCACUUGUUCCCACACUUUCUAAAGGAUGGAAAUCUUUGGCUCCCCGCUGUAUCACUUUAGGAAUCUAUUCGAAUCACACUCGUGAAAAAAACACUCUUCCUGUGGUCGAGAAAGAUAAGCCAGAGAAAGUGCCAUAUUCUCCGUUUGGCCGAAAGCAAUCCAACUGGGCGGAUUGGACAGUUGCUCGUUUGGAUGACAUUCUCAAUUGGGGACGCAAAGGCUCUAUAUGGCCACUUACUUUCGGAUUGGCUUGCUGUGCUGUAGAAAUGAUGCACAUUGCAGCACCUCGUUAUGAUAUGGACAGAUUCGGUGUUGUAUUUCGUGCAUCGCCUCGCCAGGCUGACGUGAUAAUAGUCGCAGGAACAUUAACGAACAAGAUGGCACCCGCUUUGAGGAAGGUAUACGAUCAAAUGCCGGAACCAAGAUGGGUUGUUUCAAUGGGCAGCUGUGCGAAUGGAGGCGGAUACUAUCAUUACUCGUAUUCUGUCGUUAGAGGAUGUGACCGCAUAAUUCCUGUAGAUAUAUAUGUCCCAGGAUGUCCUCCAACGGCUGAAGCAUUGCUGUAUGGAAUUCUACAGCUGCAGAAAAAGGUUAAGCGAAUGAAAACUCUUCAGAUGUGGUAUAGAAAAUAGAAAAAUUGUUGUGUUAAAUGCGCAUUAAAGAAAUAUAAAUAGAUGUUGGUAGCUUCCCAUUAAAGGAAUUCGAAUAAAAAAAAGCAACAUCUUUUACAUCUAAUGCUUUAAUCUUCAAUGAGAUCCGUUGUACAUAUUUUAUAGGUAAUGCUGAAUAACACGCGUAUGAUAUACUCGGAAUAACAAAAUUCACGCAGAUUGAAUGUUAUAGUUUGAGUAUUAGUGUUCAAAAGCAAACUUGUGUUCAACCAAACAAUAAUAAAGUUAUUGAUUUUUGAAUGGUGAUAGA